AUGAACGGAAGGAAUGAUUAUACUGUACAAGAAAAUAGUGUUCCGGAUACUGAUCGAGAUCGAAUAUUGAAAUGGAAUGGAUGGGGAUAUGCGGAUUCAUCUUUUGUAAUUAGGAAUUAUACUAAUGCUGUUCUCACGGGUAAUAGGUAUAAUUUAUCGGGUCAAACAUUGCCUUAUCUCAUCAAAUACAUGGAAGGGAAAUUUGGUGUCCACGUUGAUAUCCAAACUCCAAGUGUACGUUAUGAUGACUUAGUCAUUCCAGUUCCAUUUGAUAAUCAAGACUUUAUCAAUUUUUUGCUAUCAAACAAUAUAUCCUUCUCUAAUAAAUCUAAUUAUCGAUUAGUUCGAUCUCAUGGACAUACAGUACAUGAUAUUGCUAAUUUGCGAAGUGGUAAUGUUGGACGCAUUCCUGAUAUUAUCGUAUGGCCUAAAAGUGAGGAAGAAGUUAUGAAGGUUAUUGAUGGUGCUAAGAAAUUUAAUGUUGUCAUAAUACCGAUCGGUGGUGGAACUUCAGUAACAGGUGCGCUGCAAUGUCCAAGUGAGGAAGCACGGAGUAUUUGUUCUUUAGAUAUGACACUGAUGAAUUCAAUUAUUUAUAUUGAUGAUGAGAACCUUCUUUGUCGAGCUGAAGCUGGCAUAAUUGGACAAAAUUUGGAAAGACAAUUAAAUGAAAAGGGUUAUACUUGUGGACAUGAGCCAGAUUCUGUGGAAUUCAGCACACUUGGCGGGUGGAUUUCAACAAGAGCAUCAGGAAUGAAAAAAAACAAAUAUGGCAAUAUUGAAGACUUAUUAGUUCAUGUUUCGCUUGCCACUCCGAGAGGAAUUAUUCGUAGACAGUGUCAAGUUCCUCGAAUAUCCGGUGGACCGGAUUUGCAGCAAAUGAUUCUUGGCUCUGAAGGAAUUUUGGGAGUGGUGACCGAAGCAACAGUGAAAAUUUUCCCGAAACCAAAAAUGAAGAAAUAUGGUUCAUUCGUUUUUCGAACUUUUGAAGAAGGUGUAAAUUUCUUUCGUGAAGUCGCAAAGCAGCGCUGUCAAUGUGCAUCAUUACGAUUGGUUGACAACGAACAAUUCUUGAUGGGACAAGCAUUGAAGACUUACAAUGGCUCGUUGUUGAAAGGUUUAAAACAUACUUUGGAAAAUUUAUACAUUACAAAAUGGAAAAAUUUUGAGUUGAAUGAAAUUGUGGCAGCAACAUGCGUUUAUGAAGGGACAAGAGAAGAAGUCAAUAGUGAAGAGCGGAAACUUACCACUUUGGCGGAAAGUAUGGGUGGUAUAAAUGGUGGUGCUGAUAACGGAGAGUAUGGUUAUCGAUUAACUUUUGCCAUUGCAUAUCUUAGAGAUUUUGGUAUGCAAUUCUCGAUAAUGGGCGAAUCGUUUGAAACAUCUGUUCCGUGGGAUAAAGUGUUAUUUUUAUGUCGAAAUGUGAAAGAAGUGAUCAGACAAGAAGGAAUAACACGCGGUACGAUACUACCACCUCUUGCAACCUGUCGGGUGACACAGAUUUAUGAUUCAGGUGUCUGCGUAUACUUUUAUUAUGCAUUCAAUUACGGUGGCAUACCUAAUCCUAUAUUAUUAUGCGAUCAAAUUGAGAAAGCUGCUCGUGAUGAGAUUAUUGCUUGUGGUGGAAGUAUAUCGCAUCAUCAUGGUAUCGGAAAAUUGCGGAAGCAUUGGUAUCCUGCCAGUGUUGGCGAUACUGGAUUAUUAGCAAUUAGAGCACUAAAAGAGAAACUUGAUCCUAAGAAUAUCUUCGGAAAUGGAAAUAUAAUCGAUGUUGAAAGGGAAAAAAGCAAAUUGUGA
Messenger RNA from Cercopithifilaria johnstoni, 1797 nucleotides. The record is from the annotation of a GenBank genome assembly. NCBI's taxonomy places the organism in Eukaryota, Metazoa, Nematoda, Chromadorea, Rhabditida, Onchocercidae.